Molecule: messenger RNA, 1110 nt
Organism: Naegleria fowleri
Lineage: Eukaryota; Heterolobosea; Eutetramitea; Acrasida; Naegleriidae
Exons: 3
Coding region: 1-1110 (369 amino acids)
Source: RefSeq, a predicted model, not a curated record
AUGGAGGAUCCAACAACAACAACAACAACAACACGAAGUAAAUCGGUACAGGAUGUGAGAUCCCGUUUGAGGGAAACACAGCAAAAAAAGAAGGAAUUUUAUAAGUCUUCUUCUCAUUCCAUUCCAUCCCGAUUUGAAACGAAAUUAAAUACAUCAUCCAUGGAAAAGAAGGGAUUUGGAACGAGUAGUAGUCGAUUUCAAGUAUUUGUGAGUGAUUUAGGAGGUCCUAAUGCAUCGACCUAUUCCAUCAGUAGAGAAAUAUUGGAAAGGAGAACAUCAGACUCAAAGAAAGGUUAUGGAUAUAUGGUAUCAAAUACGAAACGAUGGUAUGAUGCUCCAAGAAGUACUUUUAUAACUCCAGGACCCGGUUCAACAGAAACCAUUCAAUACUUUUCGUCGACGAGUCAACAACGAGUUCCCUCAUCAUCAGGAAGUCGAGCUUUUUUAUCAUCAUCUCCCACAAAGACUAAAAUUACAACAGAGACACCGCCUACAGUGGGUCCUGGAACAUAUAAUGUGAGAUUUUCGGAGGAUGACCGCUCGUCAUCACCCACAGAUAUUGUCAACCACUUUGAAGAAAGCAUGGAAGAAAGAUAUGAGAGAGAAAACCCAUCACGAGGAUUAUAUCGAAUACGGGAGAAGAAAGAAUUACCUCAAGCUAUAUUUCGAUCAACAACAAAGAGGGAUAUUGAAAAUACAAAGCCCCAAUAUGAAUCGAUUGAUAUUUCAGAAAUUGCAAAACCUAAAUCAGCCUCCAGUAGAAGUAGAGAAAUUCAAAUUAAUGAUUAUGAAAAAGAUCCUCGUUCUUUCUUCUUCAAAAAUGAUGCAAUUGAUAGGUUUGGAAACUUUACAGGAAAAACACGAAAAAAGAAGCCCAAAGAACAACCAAGUCUGUACUAUCCCUCCACAGAUCGAUUUGGCUCCAAUUUGGCUGAGAAAGAAAGCAAAAAGCAUAUCUCUUCAAGCUUCUUUGUUAGUAAUUCAAAAAGAGAGCCAAACAUUCCAAAAGAAAACGAAGAAAUUUAUCCAGGAAAAUAUGAUUACUCACCACUAUUCGCCACAGGUAAAACAAGGACGUUCAAUGCCAAUAAACAUGGCAUAUUUCUGUAA